Theileria equi strain WA is the source of this 630-nucleotide messenger RNA. RefSeq lists its product as hypothetical. The transcript has a single exon. The coding region runs from base 1 to 630 and encodes 209 amino acids. NCBI's taxonomy places the organism in Eukaryota, Apicomplexa, Aconoidasida, Piroplasmida, Theileriidae. The record is from RefSeq and is a predicted model, not a curated record.
AUGGAAUCUCGAAUUGAUAAUCCAACAUUCACCAUCGAUUUGAAAAGGGACCAAGAUUAUUCUCUCGCUCAAAAUGCCGAGGUAAUAACAGUAUCCAAUAACCAGCUUCUACAAAUCGAUGGAUAUAACGUUUGCCUUCACAAACCAACGAAAGACGGUGACUAUAAGGUCAACAAAUUUCUAUUUGGCGGAGAACAGGAAGGUUUACCAAAGGACCUUCAAAACGUAACUUCUGUCAAUGUGUUUGUUCCAGAGACUGAUAGUGUCAAACUUAUCGUGAGGGUUUGCGUGGCAAUGGUAUUUAAUAAUGAGACUAUUAAUCUCGCUCUUUAUUUUGUGGAGGACACAGAGAAUUGGUCAAUCUACCUUUACAUGGAGGAUUUUGAACAUGUCGGCAAGAUAAGAGAAGUUAUUGACAUAUUUAACUGCACUGACCCACUGGAACUAUCCUUUAACCAUGAUGCACUUUUCAAAAUCCAACUGGAAAACCUCAAUUCUCAAAUCGAAGAAGCUGCGACCUCAUAUCUGUACAGCAAAUAUGAUCUUUGGACACGUAUCACCAGAUGGGUGCAAGAACUUUUUUCACUACCACAAGGUUUGAGGAAUUCACACUUUGCUCCAUUUUUCUAA